CUCACCUCUCUGACGGUGGUCUCAAACCCAAAUACAUAAGGUGCAUUGAGAAUGGAUCUGCUGGUGCCCACCAGGAUAAAGAUGACGUGAUGUACACUGCAGACGUCUCGGAGAGCUGGACUUCUGAGCAGCCGCGUGUUUUGGAGCCCAGGAGACGAGACGUCUUGACGGUGACGCCCUGGCUGGCACCUAUCAUCUGGGAAGGGACCUUCAACCCGGAGGUGAUCGACAGGAUCUACAGGAACGUAAAUCUGAAGAUCGGGGUCACCGUCUUCGCUGUUGGAAAGUACAUCAGGUUCCUCCAUGGCUUCCUGGAGACGGCCGAGAAGCACCUGCUGCAGGGGUACCAGGUCCACUACUACGUCUUCACGGACAGGCCCAGCGACGUGCCCCAGGUGGAGCUGGUGCCGGGCAGAGCCCUCACUGCCAUUCAGGUGACCAAGUACGCCCGCUGGCAGGAGAUCUCCCUCAGGAGGAUGGAGAUCAUCAAGCACACAAUCAAGGAUCGGCUCCUGCAGGAGGUGGACUUCCUCUACUGCCUCGACGUGGACAUGCUCUUCCACCACCACUGGGGGGCAGAGGUCCUCAGCAGCCUCGUUGCCGCCAUCCACCCGGGCUAUUACAAGGUGCACCGCAGCGACUUCCCGUAUGAGCGCCGCGCCACCUCAACUGCUUACGUCCCCAUAGACCAGGGUGACUUCUACUACGCGGGUGCCAUGUUUGGGGGGUACGUGGAAAACGUCCUCAGGCUGACGGAAGCCUGCCACGCGGCCCUGCUUACCGACAAGCUCAACGCUAUCGAAGCGGCCUGGCAAGAGGAGAGCCACCUGAACCGAUACCUGCUGGACCGCAAGCCCAAAGUGCUGUCCCCAGAGUACCUGUGGGAUGACACCAAGCAGCAGCCCCCCGAACUCAAGGUCAUCCGAUUCUCGACAGUCGUUAAGAACUACGCUGAAGUCCGGGACAUCUAGAGGGGUACGGGGCCAACAACCUUCACUUGAAUGUCCAACGCCAAAUAUUGACCACCGCUUCAGCGGGCA
Erpetoichthys calabaricus (reedfish) is the source of this 1040-nucleotide messenger RNA. RefSeq names its product globoside alpha-1,3-N-acetylgalactosaminyltransferase 1-like. Lineage: Eukaryota; Metazoa; Chordata; Cladistia; Polypteriformes; Polypteridae. Gene Ontology annotation, cellular component: membrane; vesicle; Golgi apparatus. Gene Ontology annotation, biological process: carbohydrate metabolic process. Gene Ontology annotation, molecular function: hexosyltransferase activity. The record is from RefSeq and is a predicted model, not a curated record.